Molecule: messenger RNA, 1062 nt
Organism: Triticum dicoccoides
Lineage: Eukaryota; Viridiplantae; Streptophyta; Magnoliopsida; Poales; Poaceae
Product: GATA transcription factor 15-like
Exons: 2
Coding region: 245-799 (184 amino acids)
Biological process (GO): regulation of DNA-templated transcription
Molecular function (GO): sequence-specific DNA binding; zinc ion binding
Source: RefSeq, a predicted model, not a curated record
GCCGCCGCCGCUAAAAAAACAGACGCCUUUCUUUCGCAGCUAAGCUAAACCCUCACCCACAGCCGCAGCAGAGCAGAGGGAUAAACCCAAACCCCUCCCUCCAUUCGAACCCAAACCAAACCCGAGCCGCCGCCCGCGGAAUCGAAUCUUCGCCCCCUCCCGCCUUCCUCCUUCCCUUCCCUUCCCUUCCCUUCCCUUCCCCGCGCGAUCAAUCAAGCGAUCGGAGCCCUCCUCCUCAUACAAGAUGUCGCCGGCGGAGAUGGAGUCCCACAAGAUGGUUGAGGUGGAGGCGGCGGCGGAUCCUGAGGAGCGCACCGCCUCCGGUGACCCCAAGGCCUGCGACGACUGCAACACCACCAAGACGCCGCUCUGGCGCGGCGGACCCAACGGACCAAAGUCGCUGUGCAACGCGUGCGGGAUCCGGUACCGCAAGAGGCGGCGGGUGGCCAUGGGGCUCGACCCGGAGGCCAAGAGGAAGCCCAAGAGGGACGACGCCGCCCUAUCCAAGGCCGCAGCCGAAGCAGCAGCACAGGCUUCUACCCCCAAGACGGAGGAGGAGGACACCAAGGCCGGAGAGGAGAAGGCCGGCGACGACGAGAAGGCGGCCAAGAAGACCAAGAGGACGGCGACGACGCACACCGUGGAGCUCCACAUGGUGGGGUUCGCCAAGGACGCGGUGCUGAAGCAGCAGCAGCGGCGGCGGCGGCAGAUGCGGCGGAGGAAGCCGUCGUGCCUGGGCGAGGAGGAGCGGGCCGCCAUCCUCCUCAUGUCGCUCUCAUCAGGCGUAAUAUACGCCUGAUGUUUUGAUCACCUGCACCUUUGAUGGGAUAGAUCCCGGAUGAAUAUCAAGAGAAUCGUUGAGUUAAUAAUCAUCUAUGCUAUGCUAUGCUAUGAUGAUGUACUGCUAGAUUACCGUUGGUUCUUUCGUUGUUAGCUGCUACUCGUAGUUGUUGGUAGUGAGUGAGUACCUGAUCGCCCUAAUGUCUGCUGCCUGUUUGUCCCAAGUAUGUACCGUCUGACUUGAUCUGCAAUGCAAUGCAAUGCAAUGCUCUUCUCUUCUCU